Molecule: messenger RNA, 1178 nt
Organism: Annulohypoxylon maeteangense
Lineage: Eukaryota; Fungi; Ascomycota; Sordariomycetes; Xylariales; Hypoxylaceae
Product: alpha/beta-hydrolase
Exons: 3
Coding region: 82-1137 (351 amino acids)
Source: RefSeq, a predicted model, not a curated record
AUAAUAAAAUAGAUAAUCUUUAUUCAUAACCAUAUAAAUAAAUAUAUACCUACCUAUGUAUAUAUAAGUAUAUACCCACCCAUGUCGAAAGCUACGAUUACAGCAACCUUCCCUUCAGUCGAAGAUGUGGCCAAAAGCCCGGCAUUCCCGACGGUGAUGUGGCAGCUUGAGCCACAUCGAUCCGGCCUCUUACCUGUUGCUGCUAGAAGAGGUGGGCCAUUAAAUAUCAGUUGGGAAGUUCAUGGAGAUGGUCCCGUGAAACUAAUACUUAUUAGUGGUCUCGGAUUUUUCAAAGCCGCCUUCCAGAGGCAGACGAUGUAUUUCGGACAUAUGCAUGGGUCGCAGUAUUCUGUUCUGAUCCUUGACAAUCGAGGGAUGGGUGGAUCCGAUAAACCAUUAAUGCGAUAUAGCACGUCGGAGAUGGCACGGGAUAUUAUAGAAGUUGCUGAUCACAUAGGAUGGACAUCACCGCGGCAGCUGCACGUGUGUGGCAUUAGUAUGGGCGGUAUGAUCGCCCAGGAGUUAGGCUACCUAGUGCCGAACCGUAUCGCCACCCUGAGCCUGAUUUGUACGGCGGCCCGGAUUGAGAACACCACUUCCUUCACUGAAAAUAUGGUGAACCGCGUUACCAUGCUAUUACCCAAGAGCAUGGACCGAAGCGUACAGUAUGCGGCCGAGGCCAUCUUUCCUCCGAACUAUUUAGCCGGCUCAGACAACGCCUCGGUCCCAGAUGAGUCAGUGCCGAAAUGCAAAAUCCCAACCGGGGGAUACGGCAGGUUCGGGAGCAAUUAUGAGCGCUUUGCCGCCCAGGAGAUUACGAAGCAGAGAGACAAGGAUGGUUUCACCAAGAAGGGGUUCUUGCUACAACUGAUCGCGGCUGGGUGGCAUAAUAAAAGCCCUGAGCAGCUGACAGACCUGGGCGACAGCGUAGGGCGUAAGAGAAUCCUCGUCUUGCAUGGAACCGACGAUGGAAUGAUUUCGCCCCAUCAUGGUCAGAAACUGAUAGAGUACCUAAAACCAGGCCAGGGCUUAAUAGUUGAUGGGCUGGGUCACGCACCUAUUAAUGAGAGAACAUCAUGGUUUAACGAAUUACUCGAGGGACAAUGCUCGUUAGGCGAGAAACUCAACGAGCAAUGAAGGGAACUGAGUGCUCGUGUAGAGGUAUACAAGAUUAUAUA